This is a messenger RNA of Spodoptera exigua (beet armyworm), 2031 nucleotides long. The record is from the annotation of a GenBank genome assembly. NCBI's taxonomy places the organism in Eukaryota, Metazoa, Arthropoda, Insecta, Lepidoptera, Noctuidae.
AUGACACCUGAUGGUAAGCAGUCACCAGCUCAUAGGAAGCGCCAAAGGAGUUACAAGUGCGUUGUUGAUCUUGGUUCACAAGUCACAUUGGGGAAGGUCAGGAGCGGCAGAGCCUCGUCUGUGAGUCAGCAGGGUGCGCCGCCUGCAGACAGUUGCGAUGGAUGUGAGGCGUCACGCGGGUCGCGGCCCGCCGCCGGGUUCGUGCCGUCCCGGCGCGCGGCGCGCCUGCUGGCCGCCGACCUGCUGGCGCUGGCCGCCGCGCAGGGCGCGCCCGCCGCCUUCCUGCGCGCCCGCCCCGACAUGCUGCAGCCCUUCCUCAAGCGGGUCAACGAUAAGAUGCUGAAGGAAACCCUAGCAGCCGGAGUGGCGUACCUGCACGAGGGCGUGGAGGCCGGGGACCGUCGCCUGGUCCAGCAGCUCCUGGAGUCCGGGGCCGUCACGCUCUGCGUCGUGGCCGCCGAGCUGGCCUGGGGACUCGCCGCGCAUGUACACACCGUCAUCAUCGCUGAUACUUAUGUUUACAACGGCAAGCUGCACGCGUACGAGCAGUACCCGAUAACGACCGUCCUACAAAUGAUCGGACGCGCCUGCAGGCCGCUGGAAGACGAUCAUUCCGUCGUGGUCCUCAUGUGUGUCGCCCACCAGAAGACCUUCUUCACCAAACUCCUCAACGACUGUCUUCCCUUGGAGAGCCACCUCGAUCACAGACUCCACGAUCAUAUGAAUGCUGAGAUUGUAACGAAAACUAUAGAGAACAAGCAGGAUGCUGUAGAUUAUCUCACAUGGACCUUCCUCUACCGCCGUCUCACACAGAAUCCUAACUAUUACAACCUCCAAGGAGUCACGCACAGGCAUCUAUCAGAUCACCUCUCGGAGCUGGUGGAGACGACCCUCACGGACCUGGAGCAGUCCAAGUGCAUCGCCAUCGAGGAUGACAUGGAUGUCCAGCCCCUGAACCUGGGAAUGAUCGCGUCAUACUAUUACAUAAACUAUACUACUAUAGAGCUGUUCUCCCUCUCCCUUACAAAUAAGACCAAGAUCCGUGGCCUGCUGGAGAUCAUAUCCUCGGCCGCGGAGUACUCGGAACUCUGCAUCAGACAUCGCGAGGAGAAUAUCAUCAAGGCGCUAGCUGCUAAGGACGCCUUGUAUCCGCUUGUGGACGCGAAGUAUUGGUGUCCAGUAGGUCUAGAUGUAAGGCCAUGCUAUGUACUGAGGACUUCCCCCAGAGUCCCCCACAAGCCGAGCUCGGCGUCCGGCCCGGUGAAGUACAACGACCCGCACGUGAAGGCGCACGUGCUCCUGCAGGCACACCUCUCCCGCAUGCAGCUGCCCGCCGAACUGCAGGCCGAUACUGCGCUCGUACUCGCCAAGGCCAUCCGGCUGAUCCAAGCGUGCGUGGACGUGGUGUCCAGCAGUGGGUGGCUGUCCCCAGCAGUGGCGGCCAUGGAGCUGGCGCAGAUGGUGACGCAGGCGAUGUGGGCCAAGGACUCGUACCUCCGCCAGCUGCCUCACUUCACGGCAGACCUGGUGCACCGGUGCUCCGAGAAGGGAGUCGAGACGGUGUUCGACGUGAUGGAACUAGAAGACAACGCUCGCGCCAAACUGCUUCAGCUGUCACCGACAGAGAUGGCGGACGUGGCGCGGUUCUGUAACAGAUACCCUAACGUCGAACUGACUUACGAGGUGGUGAACGAGCGCCACCUGCGCGCCGGCAAGCCCGUCGUAGUCGAGGUCUCGCUAGAGAGAGAGGACGAUAUCGCCGGCCCUGUCAUCGCGCCCUUCUUCCCGCAGAAACGCGAGGAAGGCUGGUGGGUGGUGAUCGGAGACCCGAAGACGAACACUCUGCUGUCCAUCAAGCGAGUGUCGCUGGCCCGCACCGCCAAGGUGCGGCUGGACUUCGUCUGCGGAGCCCCAGGGCGCCACACGUACACUUUAUACUUCAUGUCGGACGCGUACCUCGGCGCGGACCAGGAGUAUAGGUUCACCGCCGAUGUCGCAGAGGCCGCCUCGGACUCCAGCGACUCGGAAUAA